AUGCCUCACAACACCUCGAGCUCUUCCCCCGCCUACGGGUCUGCUAGUUCUUCAUCCCGAAGGGACCCCUCAUACUCCUCCUCAUCCCGCCGCACCUCCGAGGGCCAGUCCAGGACCUCCACCUACACACACACAGUCGUUCCGACGGAGAGAUUCUACGUCACCGGCCAGUCUUCCGGCAAGUCGAGCGCCUCCAUGAGCCGAAAGCUUGACGCUUGGGAUUCGCGCUGGGCUGAUGCAUCGCGCCGCUGA
Messenger RNA from Anthostomella pinea, 252 nucleotides. The record is from the annotation of a GenBank genome assembly. NCBI's taxonomy places the organism in Eukaryota, Fungi, Ascomycota, Sordariomycetes, Xylariales, Xylariaceae.